Symbiodinium sp. CCMP2592 is the source of this 1380-nucleotide messenger RNA. NCBI's taxonomy places the organism in Eukaryota, Dinophyceae, Suessiales, Symbiodiniaceae. The record is from the annotation of a GenBank genome assembly.
AUGCGCUCUGAAGCGACAAAGGCCUUCUCCCGGCACUCGCUGCUCCCGAGGGGCAGGCGCGAAAGAAGUCGAGCGCCCGAGAGGCCUCCGCGGCCUCCGCCGCUGCCUCAACGUCUGCUUCCAGCCGCCGGUUGCCACGGAGCCGACUGCCGACCGCGAGCUCUUUUCUUGAUGGGACUACCCGGCGCAGGGAAGAGCACCGUGAAGAGGCAACGGCUGGGGCCCGACACGUUAGACAUCGAGCCGGACAAAAUCAAAUGCAGACAUCCGCGCUAUUCUCGCGACAUGGAUGAGGAGACGGAUGAGGAAGUCCACCGGUGGAGUGUGAGACGCGCCGUGGACGACUUCGAGGAUGCGGUUAGGGACGGCAGGUUCCGUGAUCUCAUCUUCGACUCCUCCGGGUCCAACGCCUCGUGGCUGCGACGGCGGAUUGAGCUCGCGAAGCGAAGAGGCUUCUUCACCGAGCUCCUCUGGGUGGAUGUUCCGUUCGAGAUCUCCCUCUUCCGCAACCGCAACCGCGGCUUCGAAAAUGGGAGAUCGGGGCAGUUUUGCCCGGAGAAGAUCAUCCUCGACAAGGGGCAAGUUCUCGAGCAGAGCUUCCAGGAGCUCAGCAAAAUCGUGGACGUGGCAGAGCGCAUGAAGAACUGGACAGAGAGUUCAGGCGAGCUGGAGGAUGCAAAGGAGGACCUCUAUCUCUAUCCGGCUCCACGACCCCGGCCCCCGGCUUUGCGGCCGGGGAUGAAGCAUUACGGCGAGGCGCCGGAUGGUGCCCGGCCCCCUUCGCCCUCGGCGGGGUCUCGGCGAAAGCUUCGCAUUGGGCCGUGGAAGCGGGACGAUGCCGUCACGCGGAGGAAGAAUGCAAGGCUCGCCUACCUGGACCGACGUUACAAGGGCGACAGAGAGUACUAUGUCGACAAGUAUGUCCUGGGAAGUCGCGACGUCCUCCUGGAGCGAAAUCGCUUUCCCUACCAGCUGCCUCCGGGUGCAGAGCACUGGACCAUCUGGUGCAGGCAUGAGAUGGGUCACCAGGAGCUCUGCAACUACGUCGAGGCAUGGUUGGAUGCUCGGGAGCCCCACCAUGUCGUGUCCUGGAACUACGACGACAACCGUGGCCGCCGGACAAUCAACAUCUGGCACGUUCACAUCUACUUCCAGGGGCGAGGUGGGAUUCCUCCUCGGCUCACCUGCCCUUCCUCCCUCGAGCGGUCGCUGAAGCGGUCCAAGUGCGAGGAUCGAUUGGAACCCGCAGAGAAGAGGCGCCGCGUCAGCGACCACUGCGAGAUGCCGCCACCGAGGCCGGAAAGCCCAUCUUUGUCACCGCGCCUGUCGAAAGCCAGGAGCAUGUUGUCCGUCUGCAAGCGCUCCCCCUGCUCAGUCUAA